GAUAGGAAGCCGCAGGAAAUGGGAAUCAGCUGUGCAUGGCCAAAAGUGAAAGGGGUCCUGCGAGUGCACAAGGCACGGAAACACAACUCUUCUCCACAUUUCAACCAUGCUUAAACAUCCAUGAUGGUUUAAAAAAGGGAUAUCAAAACAAGGAGACUGUGGUAGAAGGCCACAUGGUCGAAAGGGCCAUUUUUAAUAACGAAUCCGUGUAUUUUUGUACUUCCUGAGCGGGGAUGAUCCCGUUGAGAAACGCGAUGCGUUGGGCCGUCGACCGGAGGCGGCCGCGGUUCCGUCUCAUGACCGAAGUGCCCCGGGUCCUCCGAGACCACUCCGCCUGCGUGAUGAAGAACUGCGUCGCCCAGGUGGAAUUCGUGAUCGCGUUCAGGAUACGGCGAGGGGUCCAAGUGGUCAGCCUCUACUCGCGCCUCUGGAACGAGCUCCCCGUCCUCCGCUUUCUCAGAAGGCUUAGACGGACGAGGGACCUGCUAGUCGCCGCCCUCGCAUACAAGUUCGACUGGGAUUCGAACAGGAUAACAGACAGCGAACUCCAAAGCCAUGCCCAGGAAUUUGAUCUCUGUAGUUCAUUGCUGAAGGAAGCAGCACAAGAGUUGAACGAUAACCCUGGGAAUGAAGAUGUUUCAAGUGACCACAGCUGGAUGAGAUUCGUCGACAAAGAUAACAUGAGUGUUUGGAAAAAGGUUGAGGAAGGACUUCACACUUACAAAAUCUAUGCAAAAUAUGCUGAUGUGACGGCUAUCGAUUUUUUUGAGCUGUACCUAGAUGUCGAGAACCGUACCAAAUGGGAUGAUCAUGCGGUCAUUCUAAAGAAAAUCGACUCUGAGCCCUCUUCCAACUCGGAUGUCAUUUAUUGGGAGACAAAAUGGCCGGCUCUUUUCUCAAACAGGGACUAUGUCUUUAACAGAAGAUGGAUGAUUGAUCCGGUCAAAAAAGUGAUGGUUAUCAAGAGUAAAAGUGUACAACACCCUUGUGCGCCUGCAGUGAGUGGAAAAUCCAGAGUCAAUGAAUACUGGUCUUAUGUUGUUAUAAAACCUUUCAAUGAUUUCAAUGAGCCAGGGCUUGAGUUCUCCUUGACAUAUUUUGAUAAUCAUGGUGCCAACCUCCCAAGUUCGCUUACACUUUGGGUUACUGUCAAUGGAGUUCCUGACUAUAUAAGCCGGCUGAGAUUGGAAGCUCUGAAACUUAAAGAAAUGCGUGAGGCGAGGGAAGCGAUCGAGGCUGAAAAUAAGCGUAUCGCUGAAGAAAAGCUGAGAGAAGAGGAGAAGAAAAGGAAUGCUGCGAAGAAAGACGAGCCUCCAAGGAAGCCACCUGAGGAUGAAGGUUACGUCGAACCCGAUCCCGUCGCUAUCCUUUUAUUCUCAAUAAUGGAAAAAAUCAAGGAAACUUUAUUCGAACUAAAAAUUGACAUUGAAAGGCGAGCGGCCAUUGUCCAAAAAUGUAUAGAAUCUUCAUUUAGAUAGCGUGGUGCAAAUUUUAUGAUAGUCAGAUUUUUAUGUAAUUCAAUUGUUAUAAUCUAUUAUUUGAAGCUUAUCCUUCAUCCUGUGAGUGCAUAGUAUGAAGUACAUAAGGACUACAGUCUUGCAUGGUUAGUACAAAGCGGAAGAAAUUAGUGAUCUAGGGGUUUGCUGAAUUUUUCGUUUUCCAUAGAAUGUUUUUUUCUUCUAGUCAGUCAUUUAUACUUAAACAAUUAAUAAUUAAAGGUGGAAUUCAAAGCUCAAAACAUUUUUAACAACAACCAAUGAUUUAGUAAAUGUAAUAUAUUGUUAAACAAUUUUUAUAUUAGCUUUUAAGAAAGUACACUGCCAGUGGGUUUCGUUAAUUUUUUUUUUUUAAGUGUUAUUGUAUGGUUUUGGUGGUCGACGAUAGAUUUAAUUAUUAUUCAUUGUUUACUUAUAAGAAAUGAAAUAUGUUACAUAUGUAUCUAAAAUUGUUUUGGUUCCGAAUUAAAUAAUGGCUAACCACA
Messenger RNA from Cimex lectularius (bed bug), 1981 nucleotides. RefSeq names its product stAR-related lipid transfer protein 7, mitochondrial-like. Gene Ontology annotation, molecular function: lipid binding. Lineage: Eukaryota; Metazoa; Arthropoda; Insecta; Hemiptera; Cimicidae. The transcript is spliced from 9 exons. The record is from RefSeq and is a predicted model, not a curated record. Bases 234 to 1478 code for a protein of 414 amino acids.